Messenger RNA from Mycotypha africana, 3017 nucleotides. RefSeq names its product nucleoside phosphatase family-domain-containing protein. Gene Ontology annotation, cellular component: membrane. Gene Ontology annotation, molecular function: nucleoside diphosphate phosphatase activity. The transcript has 3 exons. Gene Ontology annotation, biological process: nucleoside diphosphate catabolic process. Bases 238 to 2844 code for a protein of 868 amino acids. Lineage: Eukaryota; Fungi; Mucoromycota; Mucoromycetes; Mucorales; Mycotyphaceae. The record is from RefSeq and is a predicted model, not a curated record.
CAAACAAACAUCCUUAUAUUACAUAACAUUUUGGGCUUGUAAAUCAUUCUCUUCCUCCUCCCUUAUUCUGUCUUACAGUUUAUUAAAAUUUUUCUCUUAUCCAGUAUUAUUUAUUUUUCUUUCAGUGUUUUUGCUCACUAUUUAAUUGAUAAUAAGAAAAAGACUCAAUUAAUCUCACUAAACACCUCUUCAACUACUAGAAGAUAAAUAACAGACAAUACAGAGAGUAUAUAGUAAAUGUCUUCGUCUUCGAUCGCCAAUCACAAUUCACUCGAAGAUGAUUGGGAACAAGACAGACACUACGGCGUCAUUAUCGAUGCCGGCUCUUCAGGAUCCCGAGUUUACGUUUACUCUUGGAAGGAUCAUGAAACAGCGAAGAAGUUAUUCACGUCCAAAGAGUUGAGAGGCAAAAUACCUGUUGUAGAGAGAGCGGACAAAGAAGGUUUAAAAUGGACAAGUCGAGAGGAACCAGGCAUAUCUACUUACGGUUCAAGGCCAAAUGAAGUUGGUGAACAUCUUGAUAUGUUAUUGGAAUUUGCUCAAGAAGUAGUUCCGGAAAAGAAUCAUGCCUUGACGCCAAUCUUCCUAAUGGCAACAGCCGGUAUGCGUCUGCUACCAGAAGAACAGCAGAAAGAACUUCUAAGUGCCACUUGUAAAUACAUACGUGACAAAACCUCCUUCGUGGUUCGCGAUUGCGAUGCACAUGUUCGCAUUAUACCUGGUGAAUUGGAAGGCGUUUAUGGUUGGGUGGCGAUCAAUUAUUUAAUGGGAGGAUUCGACAACAGUAUAAAGGCUUAUGCCGUGGAUAAAAGUGAAGUAAAGGAGCAACAAAACAACGACAACAACGAUAAAAAAUUGGAACAACAUCAUACAUUUGGUUUUUUAGAUAUGGGCGGGGCAUCGGCACAAAUCGCAUUCGAACCAGAGCAUCAUCAAAAAGAAGAACAUAUAGAGGAUUUAACCCGUAUCACUUUACACACUCUGGACGGGCGAACUGUUGAUUACGAUGUGUUUGUUACAACUUUUUUGGGUUAUGGAAGUAAUGAAGCUCGUAGACGGUAUUUGGAAGAACGUGUAAAAGAACUCUAUGCUAGUUCCAACGGCAAGAAGAAUUUACUAGACGAGCAUCGCAUGUUAAAAUUGGACGAUCCAUGUUUACCUUAUAACUUGGAUAUGACCGACAUUUCCUCCACCAGCGUGUCUUUAUCACUUCAUGGUACAGGCGAUUAUGAAAAAUGUAUUGAAUACACUUUACCCCUCUUGAAUAAAAAUGCAGAAUGUCCUAGCAAACCCUGUCUAUUCAACGGCGUGCAUACUCCUCACAUUGACUGGUCUGUCCACAAAUUUGUGGGUAUAUCAGAAUAUUGGUAUUCAGCACAUGAUAUUUUAGGCUUAGGUGGUGUGUAUGAUUUUGUCGAAUAUGAGAAGAAGGCUAGCAACUACUGUGCAAAAGAUUGGUCAACAUCCGAUAUUGAUGGAAAGAAGGACCUCACUCCUGCUGAGCUGAAUCGAUAUCAGAUGCAAUGCUUUAAAUCAGCCUGGAUUGUUAACGUGCUUCAUGAAGGUAUUGAAAUCCCUCGCAUUAAAAACCCUAGUGGGCAUCACAAUUUGACAGAGGACAAAGAGAUUCUUGAACAAACGAUUGAGAGUGUGGAUGCGAAGAAUUGGAACCCGCCUUUUCAAAGCAUCGACACUAUUAAUGAUAUUCAAGUGUCUUGGACAUUGGGUGCCAUGCUUUUGCACGUGGCAAGUCAAAUCCCUCUUGUCGAUUAUAAUGAUGGAUUUUUGGGACAUAGUACAGAUGAUGAAGGGCCUCAUGAAAUUGCAGAUGGCGUUGCUGUUUAUCCCUCUAUAAGCAGUCAUUAUGGAGAAGAUAUAAUCGAAACAAACACAUCUGCAUCUCAUUCAAUAGAUGACGACCAUGCCAUUUCCUCUAAAUCAUCGACAGCGAAUGUAUUAAUGAUUCUACUCGCAUUGAUAAUAGUGUUAUGGCUUUUGUUUAGAUUCAUACGCAAAAACAGUUAUAGUAGAAGCGCAGGCGCUAAUGGGGGUAUACUUGGUAAUGAUAACAUGGUAGCAGUAUCAACAUGUAGCUACUAUAUAAACCCAAUGGCAUAUCUCAGCUCGUUAUCGAGGUUUCUUUCUCGAUCUACUGUCGCUAUGCGCAGUUCCUUAUCCAGCUUUAUGAGCCGCAAUAUAAAUCAAUACACGAGUGUAAAUACCAGCAUACCUGUCGAUCUGCAUACAUUUGAGGAAGGAGUUGGCACAGUAAGUAUUGCCAACAACAGUAAUAAUAAUGACGGCAUAGUUAGCAUCAAUAUCGGUAGCCCCAACAACGACGAUCGUGUAUUAGGUCCAUCCAGUAAAUCACCCAAGCUCAUCUCCAAACAAUACUGGAAUAAGAAACGCUAUAGUGGCGAUAGCCACAAUACGUAUUCACAUACAGUAGAUGUCGUAGAGGGCUCUAGUGUAUUACCAUUUAGAACAUCAUCAUCAGCUAUGGGCUUAGCGAACCGUAACAGUGGCUCAUCUACUAACAUAGCAGCUGGUGGACGACCGGGAAGCACACCGAAUCUGAAUGCUUUAGGCUUUACAGCAAUGGAAAGGACCACUUCGCCGCUAGCAACGGAAGUGAAUAUGACACGGUCUAGGUCUCGCAUUGGAUUCGUCAUUCAUGAACAGUCCGACGAAGAAGAUUAUGCAUUAAGUGACGGCCCAUUAACAGAUAAUCCUGCCACUGUGUGGCUGCAACAACAACAGCAAGCCACUAGUAGCAGUAGAGUGAGUAGUCCAAGGCUAAGUCCAAGAGGAAGUUUAGAAAGAAGAAGAAAAGAAGAGCCUUAGUCCUUCAUACCUUUUAUUACAUACAGACCCUGAAUACAAUUUAUCCACUAAUCUUAUUGUUCCAUUUUUUGAUUUUUCAUUACUGUUUUAAUAUUCUUUACCCAAAUUACAUAACAUACUCUAAAUUAUUCACGCUACAAUGCAAUUAAAAAUCUAAAUAUCAGUAGUUUAUC